AUGCAUGGUUUCAUGGCAUUCACUCUCAUAGCUGCUCAAGAACUCGGAAUCCCAAUUGUAAUGCUCUUCAUUAUCCCUGCUUGCAGCUUAAUGGCUACCAUGCAAUUACGGUCUCUCAAGGGCAAAGGCCUCACACCACUUAAAGUUGUAGACUGGAUUCCAAGUAUGAGAGACAUUCAUCUGAGGGAUCUCCCUAUCUAUGUUCGAACUACAAAUCCAAAUGAUGUUAUCUUCAAGUUUGCCAUUGAUGCGGUAGAUAGUGCACCUAAAGCUUCAGGAGUUGUUAUUCUCACAUUUGACGCGUUAGAUCAAGAUGUUUUGGAUGCUCUCUCUCCCAUGUUCCCUCGCAUACAUGCCAUUGGCCCUCUCCAACUUCUUCUCAAUUACUUACCCAAUGACCGUCUAAAAUUAAUUGGGUAUAAUUUAUGGAAGGAAGAAACCGAGUGCCUCCAUUGGCUUAACACUAAGGCACCAAACUCAUGGUUUAUGUGA
Messenger RNA from Corylus avellana, 492 nucleotides. The record is from RefSeq and is a predicted model, not a curated record. NCBI's taxonomy places the organism in Eukaryota, Viridiplantae, Streptophyta, Magnoliopsida, Fagales, Betulaceae.